AUGCCGUCGUCGCACCCGCAAUCGCCGAGUGAGCAUAUAGACGUGCUCGAGAUGAACGAAGCCUUCGAAAAAAUCGACGGAUCUUUCGAAUUUACAGGCACUCUCCUCGUGUACAAAGCUGGCGGCGACUUGCACCACGCAGUUUUGAAAGCUCGCUACUCGUCGCCCUCGGAGGUCAAAGUCGAACAUCUCAAAAAUGAUGGCCUCAUCCCCGUCUCCGCCUACAACCCUCUCUUCCCGCUCGGUUUUACACGUGCACCCGAGCCCCUGCCACGAAAUUGUCACAUCAAGAAGCCUCGGCUGAUAUCCUACGAUCGAAUUCGCCUAGGGUCCCAGCCGAAUCAGAUCGCAGAGUCCGUUCUCCUCGAAGCUGCAGUCUGCGAGUUUCUGAAGCUACAUCCGCACCCCAACAUUGCCACGUACCUUGGCUGCCAGGUUUCCGACGGGAGAAUAACUGGUCUUUGCUUUGUGGGAUACCAGCGCACCCUAAUGCAAGAAGUCAACCCGCGCGGUCUCAUGAAGAGAAAAUUUAGGUCAGACUGUCAGAGAAGCAAGGACUAUAGCGGUAUGCUGGCCGGAAUCGAGAGCGGUAUCAAGCAUCUUCAUGCCUUGGGUUUAGUUCACAACGAUAUCAACCCAAGUAACAUAAUGUUGGACGGCGACAAGGCGGUUAUCAUUGAUUUCGGCUCUUGUAGGCGGGCAGGGGAGAGCCUGGAAGGUGCUGGUCGCACUUACGAGUGGUACGAUGAGCAAGUCGAAACCGCUCUUCCGCAAAAUGACCUCGACGCAUUGGAGGAGAUUCGAAUAUGGUUAGGCGACGAUUCCAAGCCAUUCCAGUUUCUUGAAUAA
Molecule: messenger RNA, 849 nt
Organism: Thermothelomyces thermophilus ATCC 42464
Lineage: Eukaryota; Fungi; Ascomycota; Sordariomycetes; Sordariales; Chaetomiaceae
Exons: 1
Coding region: 1-849 (282 amino acids)
Biological process (GO): protein phosphorylation
Molecular function (GO): ATP binding; protein kinase activity
Source: RefSeq, a predicted model, not a curated record